Molecule: messenger RNA, 2560 nt
Organism: Amoebophrya sp. A120
Lineage: Eukaryota; Dinophyceae; Syndiniales; Amoebophryaceae
Source: the annotation of a GenBank genome assembly
CGACGGGGCAACGGAACAAGAAGUCACGGGCUUGGCGGGGCAAGCCAAAGAUGAAGAUAGUGCAAAGGAACACCGGUUCUUGGACAUGCUGACCUUCUGGAAGAAGCCUAUCCACCGCAUUUCGCUUUCCGAAGCGAAGGCCGUAUUGCAGGACGGGAGAGAAGUGCCUGCUUUGUCGCAGACGAGCCACGACAUGGAAACAGCUAACGCCAACUACAAUCCGAUCACCGACCGGUUUCCGUUUCAUUCCUUCGGAACUUCCUUUUUCCACCUGAACUGCCCCUUCAUGCACUUGUCGGACACCCCGGGCGGCAGCGGGCGCGACGGUCCGUUUCGAUUCACCCUGCCGACUAUGGAUUGCAAAAAUGUCUGGGUCUGGAAGAUUGCAAUCUGUCAUGGUAAAUCCGAAUCAUGCAGAAAUCUGCGUUGCAUUAGUGCCAAAAGCUGUCCACUUUGGACCAAGUUUGGAGGGAGUUUCUCAUGCAGGAUAAGCAUGGCAGGGACCUCACAGAGUCUGUCACGCUAUGUCCCGCAUUCCAGACCUCAUGGGUCAUGAAAAACCUGCAUGACAAGUUUACACUCUUCCAGAGCCAGACAUUUUUGCACUUGAUACCGACGGACGGCGACGAGGGGCUGUUUACCGUGUUCUCCGAGUACUUCCUCGGGCUGUACCACUCCGACGGGCUGGACACCAUCGAGGACUUGGUGAACAACGGGAAAUUGUUGGAAGAGGAGCCCGACAUUGCGGGACCCAGACAGGAGAACACGCGACUGCGACCUCCCACUGGCGAGGACGGGUUCGAGAGCGAAAAUAACGCAGAACUUCUGCAGACUGACAGCGACAAGGACAACCCCGCCGAGUCCGAGAACACGACUCAAGAGCGAGACAAAGAAACUGACGACACUACAACAACUCCUGCAUCUACUUCGGAUGUUGAACAAAAACCUCUCCGUUCGAAAGACUUGCAGCACCUGGAGGUGUAUCAAAUGCAAAAAUGUCUGGGUCUGGAAACUUGUGAUGCUGGGUGGCGUAUCAUGAGGAGGCCACAAGUGCUGGCUCAGCAUGACAAGUUUCUGAGCUUCUAGGUGUUGCCUACUCUGCAUGACAAACUGCGUUUCUGCAUGACAGAAGAAUGGCGCUCUUGGGUAACGUGCAUGACAGAUUUGAGAGUCAUGCCAGACAAGCAUGACAAACAUGCACUCUUCCCGACCCAGACACUUUUACAUUUGAUAAGGUGCACUAUUCGUUGCUGCAGGAUAGGUAUGUCGGGCGUUAUAUCCUGAGUAAAAACGUCUCCACACCAGAGUUGUCAUGCAAAUCGGCACGCUUCAAAUGUUUCUCAUGCGGAGCCCCAUGAGGAGCAUUUUGUAAUGGUGUUUUGAAAUUUGUCAUGCUCCAAUCAGCAUGAGAGACUAGUUCUGCAAUGCUGCUGAACUAGCUCAAACAGCACUACACUACGCGUCCAAAUUUGUCAUGCGAAACAGCCAAAGCUUGUGGAUUUGUCUAGCCGAUUCCCCAUCUUGACUAUGGGGUGGGUACGUUUUUAGAUAGGAUACGUUACCAGAUGUCCCUGGCUGCGCUAGGGGAGGAUCAUCUGCGACAGAUGGAUGCGGCGACCCUGCGACAGCUUUGGGAACGAGAUCAUGUUGACCGCCCGUCGCAGGAGCCCGGUGGCUGUACCCAUGCACAGGUUGUGGGAGACCGCUUGGUAGGCGAGAGGUGGUCUGAACAUCAAGCGGACACGGAAAUAAAAUCGUCUUUGCGCGACCACGACGCGCCUUUGGAAGCAGAUUUUGAUACUGUUGAGAGAACUGGAGCACAGCGAGAUGAACUUCCAGCUGAAAUAAAGAACGAAAUGGAGCUGCAGGAUAUCCUAUGUAAAAACGUCCCCACCCCAUAGUUAAGAUGGGGAAUUGGCUAGACAAAUCCAGAAGUUUUGGUUGUUCUGCAUGAGAAAUUUGGACUCGUAGCGCAGUGCUGUUUGAGGUAGCUAAGCAGCAUCACAGAUCUAGUGCAUCACGCUGAUUGGAGCAUGACAAAUUCCAAAACACGACUAGGCUCGGCCUCUCAUGGGGCUCCGCAUGAGAAACAUACUCAGCAUGCAGAUUUGCACUGCAAGAACUCUGGGGUGGGGACGUUUUUAAAUACGAUGCAUGACAACAUGAAAGCGGCGAUUCUCGCGUACAGUAAAAGCCGGAAAAUUAUCUCGGCACCAGACAAAACCACGCUCGACACGGUGUCUGGGAAACAGAUCAAAGAGCUGUACGAGUUUCUCCUGCUUGGCGCGCCGCCGGGGCGCAAGCUUUUACCGAGACUGGUCAAGCCGUUUUUGCAACACCGGUGCCGGGUCGCGAAAGACUUCUCCACGGUCGAGGAAUUUGUCCGGUCGCGGCCGCAUUUGACAACCGAGAUCGGGCUCGACGCUGUGAAACACCGAAGCACGCUCACGGAUUUGGCAACCCACAUCCGGCCCUGCGCUUUCGACUACUUGGAGUCACUUCUGCUGCAGAACCAGAAAUGCGUAAACUUUCGGCAGCUGUUCCACACGGUGGAUUGGUC